CAGAAAACGUGUUGUCUGCUCGUUGAAUGUCUAAAGCCAGAGCAUCUUAACUGGUGAUGCCUCAUCGUCCUGCACGCAGCCGAGGCAGCCAACCUAAAACCAGAAAUCUGUCCUACUACAUCUCCAAAUCCACCCGCUGGGACUGAAAGGGAUGGAGGGAGAGGGCUGUAAUUCUGGGGUAGCGAUGGACUCAGGUAACCCCUUACUGAGAGCGGUCUUCCUCCGUCGCCUGCGACUCACGCGGCUGCUCCUGGAGGGCGGGGCUUACAUCAAUGAGAGCGACAGCCAAGGCCAGACACCCCUGAUGGUGGCCUGCAGGACCCAGCACGUUGAUGCCCAGAGCGCCAGCCGGGUCAAACUGGUCCAGUUUCUCCUGGAGAAAGGAGCAGACCCCAACAUCCAGGACAAGGAAGGUCGCUCCGCACUGAUGCACGCCUGCCGGGAGCAGGCCGGCCCUGAGGUGGUGUCCCUGCUCCUGGACAGCGGAGCAGACAUUAGCCUGGAGGAUCAGUCUGGGACGUCAGCGUUGGUCUACACAGUCAUGGCUGGAGACCUGAAGGUCCUGAAGCUGUUGCUUGACACUUGCAAGGCCAAGGGGAAGGAGGUGAUCUUCAUAAUGACUGACAAAUUCCCAUGUGGGAAACUGCAAGCCAAGCAGUACCUCAGCAUGCCUCCCCUUGAUCCUCUCGAUCAGACGGACAAAAUGACAUCGGCAGCUCCUGCAUCGCCCUCUGAAAUCCAGCUCAUCACCUCCCCCCAGCACACCUCCUCUUCCUUGUGUCCCCCGAAGCCUGUCUUCUCCUUCAAAGAUGCCCAUUCCUGUGGCGUAAGCUCCCAUCCAUGUUCCCCAUCGCGGUUUCGUGGGCUCGGCCAAGUGGCGGCAAACGGACUGCAGCAGCCCCUCCUGAGGCUGAACUCUGAGCCCUGGCUAAAGAUCCCAGCUUCUCUGCUCACCAAGCAGCCUCAUGCAGCCUCAUCUUCACAAAAUGACCAAGACCUCAACCGGAUCGAGGACCUCUCGCUUAGAGUUCCCAAACUGAACGGCGACAACUGCACAAAUUCAGACAGCUUCAAGUGGUAUGAAAGAAGACUAGCAAGGGAUAAGGGAAUAGAAAGAGAUGGUAAGAAUGAUUGUGUCAAACAUGCAGGACAAAAGGUAUCUUUACCAGGUCUCUUCUCAUCUCACUCUGCCUCCCAUCCCAACCUCCAUUCUGAAAACCUUGGAACUGAUUCAGUCUCCUCCUCCUCCUCCCUGUCUGGUGGCAAAAACCAUGGCACUCCACUUCACAGCAUGGCCUCGUCAAGCCUUCAUAGCAUCAUCCAGAGGCGCAAACUGGGCGCAGACAUCUACAGCUCUGACCCCCAGCUCGCUGUAGACAUCCAAAAUCUCCACGAAGAGCAGAGAGCAAGAGACCCAACAGACGGCAAGAAGCUGGCCCCGCUACGUUGCUCCAGCACACUGGGCUCCAGGGAGUCAGCGGCAGCCUCUGGCCCGAGCAGGAGAGUGCUGUCGGGGUACGAGCGCAGAGGCUCUGGAGCCUUCUUGUUGGACCACAACUCCCAGGCCAGACCUCGGUCUCUGCCACCCCUGGCCCUCAACUCCACCAACGCUCCCAUCCUUAAUGUUUACAACUUUGGCUCCGGUGCUGGGGGUGGCUCCUCUGAGAAAGAGUCCGGCCUAAAAACCUUCCUUCCCUCUGCCCCUCCCGGGCACCCGAAGGAGCUGACCAGGAGGAUGCUGCUGAGGAGACACUCAAUGCAGACGGAACAGUUCAAAACCACAGCCUGAAAUUUGGCUGAAAGGAAAGUUCAUCAGCGUGUCUUAAUGUGAAAUGUGUUGUCAUGUGACGUAGUCUGUGUAGUGAAAUUCAACGAGGGAAACCAAAGAGGAUUUACAGCAAAAGAAAAACUAAGGUGGACGUAACAGCAUACAAACUGUGGUUACCUUCCUCUGCUUCAGUGUGCUGUGUGUUGUCGCUGUGCAUGUAGCUUCGGUGUGUUAGUUUUUGUGUGUAACUCUACCUUAAAGCUCGUCCUUAAAGCUACAUAAAGAUUUUUUUGGGGCAGAAAAAGCUGAAAACACUUUUAAACACGUUAUCAAGCAAACAGCUGCCACAUGGAGCAGAUUCAGAGCAGCAUUCAUGUGGGGAGUUUCAGUCCUCACUGUCCUUUUGGUCACUCUGAUGGAACAUUCUUAUCAUAGUUAUCAAAACAUCGGAGACUGUGAGCAUUUCUGAGUGAGGACGUUUGUCGUGCAGCUGAAAAGAUCUGAACAUUUAACAAAACAGGACUAAAUUGAAUUUUUGAAGACAGUUCAGGGUCAGUCCAGACUUUGUUAAACCGGCUUUCUGGAACAGGCUCCUCUGGAGUCACCCUGUAAACAAACAAAAGCUUGGAUUUAGUUUUACUCACCAAAACACUCUGUGUGAACCCUGGAGGCCUGACACAUGUUUGCUAGCAGUCUUCUUCUUCUUCUUCACUGCUUUUCAUGGUGUGUUUGCCAACUCUCUGAGGAACAGUGUGAACCUACUGGCAGGAGUGUGUAUUGCAAGCACUCGUGUACAAGCACACGUGUGACACACAUGCAUGAGAACCAACACGAUGGGCUCAUGAAAAAGCUUCUCCAUAGUCAAGAACUCCACAGGGGAUCUUUGAUUAAAAAAAUGAUUGUUUAAUGCAGCUUUAAAAUCACUGAGUAGAAUUUGAAAAUAUGCAACUAUGGUGCCCCCCAGUGGCAGAAUUAGAGAAGACCACGAUGCACACAGCUUCAGUUUCUCAGACCAUCAGAGCAGUUUGAAAAAUGCUUUUCACAGUUACUACUUACUUAAGGAGUCUCACAUGUAUGU
Molecule: messenger RNA, 2846 nt
Organism: Toxotes jaculatrix (banded archerfish)
Lineage: Eukaryota; Metazoa; Chordata; Actinopteri; Toxotidae
Gene: ankrd34ba
Product: ankyrin repeat domain 34Ba
Exons: 2
Coding region: 152-1789 (545 amino acids)
Molecular function (GO): protein binding
Source: RefSeq, a predicted model, not a curated record